Molecule: messenger RNA, 189 nt
Organism: Marasmius oreades (fairy-ring Marasmius)
Lineage: Eukaryota; Fungi; Basidiomycota; Agaricomycetes; Agaricales; Marasmiaceae
Exons: 1
Coding region: 1-189 (62 amino acids)
Molecular function (GO): metalloendopeptidase activity
Source: RefSeq, a predicted model, not a curated record
AUGUCCAGCCGCGGAGGCAUCAUCCUCCACGAGCUUUCUCAUGCCGUCGAUGGUACUGACGACGUUAUAUACGGGUGUACCGCCGCUUCACAACUUUCACCGGCUGACAAGAAGAGGAACGCUGACAGCUACCGUUGCUUUGGAUUGAACGUCUACCUCGAAUGGAACUGCGUUAACGGACCUCGUUAA